Messenger RNA from Staurois parvus, 483 nucleotides. The record is from the annotation of a GenBank genome assembly. Lineage: Eukaryota; Metazoa; Chordata; Amphibia; Anura; Ranidae.
UGUGCCACUUUCAGGUCUCCUCACACACUGCUGGUGUGUUCAAUUUUUUGUCAUAGGGUGCUGGCAGAUUACGGGCCUCCUAUAGCUGCUGCCAGGCCCCUAAUCUGCCAUGGGCCCCUAUACCGCCUCCUCAUGCUGCUGCCAGGUCCAGAGUCUCUCAUGGGUCCCUGUACGGCCUCCCAUUGCUGCUGUCUCCAUCGCCACACUCUGCCAUGUGCCACUUUCAGGUCUCCUCACACUCCUGCUGGUUUCCAUUUUGUCAUAGGUUGCUGUAUGGCCUCCCAUUGCUGCUGCCUCCACCGCCACACUGUGGCUCCAAACACUGGUUUUGGCCCCGUGACUGGCCAAAUGAGUGAAGUGUGCGGUGAUUCUAAGAUCGACGGCACUCAUCUGCAUGUCAUACUGAGUGACAGUAUUAUUUCUCUUCCCCAGCAGACUCCAAGGGCAUUUAAAUUAAAGGUACAGUGUUCUGCACUAAUAUUA